ACUGACGUAAUGCUUGGAGUCUGAGGUCCUGACAAGCGAUAACAUUUCUGAUAAAGAACUGAGCUCACUGCAAACUAACCUCCUUUUUUUUCAGUUACAGGCGUUUAUUAUUAAACACAGUCACCCCGAUUGCACUUGCAUAGGAGAAAUCAGAAAUCUCUAAAUCCCCUAAAAUAACCAGAGAUCAACAAACAAACAACACAAAGACGGUUCAUGGCUCAAGCCAAAGCUCCACCAUCUUUCAGACUGCAAAGAUUAUUGCAAUUUAAUCAACAGAUAUGGUCCGCAAAAAGAAUCCCCCUCUGAGAAGCUUUGGUGGUGAAGGUGAAGGUCCAGAGCCCACAGGUACUGAGAGUGAGGAGUGUGUGAGGAACAAAGACCUAUCUUCAGAUCUCAUGCAAGACGACCUCAGUCAGGGAGAUGUACUGGAGCCGGACAAGAAGGAGGAUCAUUAUAUGCUUGUCUCAGAGCCCUCUUCCAGCAUCAAAAAAGAUUUGAAAAGCUCAACACCAAGUGAAAGGGCUGGCUUCAAUUAUGAAAGCCACAAGAAGGGAGGAAAUGUUCCAUCCUUCCCCCAUGAUGAGGUGACAGACAGAAAUAUGCCGGCUCUCUCAUCUCCAGCUGCUGGGGGAGUCUGCGAUCUGCUGAAGUCUCCUCCAAGAUCAGAUCCAGAUGAUGUUAAGGAUGGGGCCUGUGGCCCAUCUGGGGACCUGUGCGAGACAAAAGAAGGGCACCAGUUGUCGCCAGGGGCCGUGAGUAGCAGUGUUAUAGUGCAAGGUGGUCAACUGGACCAAGGGAGCCCAGCCCCAGAUGAUGAGUCUGUGGCCUCUGAAACCCCUUUAGUGCCUUCUACAGAGCCUUCUGUUGAGGGUGUGGACAGAUCAAAGCCAGAGGCCCAGAACAGUGACAGCUCUGCCGACACGGCCCCCUCCUCCCCCAAACUGCAGGACUUCAAAUGCACCAUCUGUGGUUAUGGCUACUAUGGCAACGACCCCACAGAUCUCAUUAAGCACUUCCGCAAAUACCACCUGGGUCUACACAACCGCACCCGGCAGGACACAGAGCUCGACACCAAGAUCCUGGCUCUCCACAACAUGGUGCAGUUCACUCACUCCAAAGACUUUCAGAAGCUUAACCACAACAUGCUCACUGGGGUUCUCCAGGACAUCAGUGCCCAGCGACCCAUGAUACUCAAUGGGACUUAUGAUGUGCAGGUUACUUUGGGAGGUACUUUCAUUGGAAUUGGACGGAAAACGCCAGACUGUCAAGGCAACACCAAGUACUUCCGAUGCAAGUUCUGUAAUUUCACCUAUAUGGGCAGCUCUUCAUCAGAAUUAGAGCAGCACUUUUUAGCCACCCAUCCAAACAAGAUAAAGACGCAUCAAGGAAACUCCGACAUGUCAAGAGACUGCAGUAAAUUGUCAGAGAGAAACUCUGGCAAAGCUAACUGUUUGCCUCGCUCUGUGGAACCAGGCGAGAUUGGGAAAUGGCCAGACCGAAUUACUAUCCGAGCAGAGGAUGACACCAUUGUGGGUUAUUCUGUCCCAAUCAGGUCUAUGGAAUCCCCUGGACAAAAUAGUACGGAUAACACCAGCUACUACUGGUGCAAGUUCUGCAGCUUCAGCUGUGAAUCAUCCACCACACUACGGUUAUUAGAACAUUACAACAAAAAACACUGUCAGGCAGUGAGCCCCAACAAAGAAGGCGGUGAGAAGAUCUUAAGAGAAGAGCCGAUGAUCCAAAGUGAUGUCAGUAAAAAUCCCGACGGCGAUGUGCUUGCCCCAGCAAAUACAAAAGAGGCCAUGAGCAAUACAGCAAUCGAGGACACAGUGGUGACAAGCUACAAUUGUCAGUUCUGUGAUUUUCGUUAUUCCAUGAGCCAUGGUCCAGAUGUGAUUGUCAUUGGGCCUCUUUUGCGUCACUAUCAACAGGUGCACAACAUCCACAAAUGUACAAUUAAGCAUUGCCAGUUCUGCCCAAGAGGCCUGUGUAAUCCUGAGAAGCACAUGGGGGAAAUUACCUACCCCUUUGCCUGCAGGAAAAGUAAUUGUUCCCAUUGUGCCCUUUUGCUGUUGCAGUUGUCUCCUGGUGUGGCAGGGAGAGCCAAAGUUAAGCACCUGUGUGAUCAGUGCUCCUUUUCAGCGCAUGAUGUCGAUGUGCUUUUGCUUCAUUAUGAGAACAUGCACAACUCCCAGAUGGCAAUGGAAGUCAAGCCUGAAGAUGAGCAUCCUGGGAUUGAACAGGGACAGUUGCCAGUGAAAGAAAAUAAGGAGCAUUCUUGCUCCAAGUGCGAUUUUGUUACAGAGGUUGAGGAGGAAAUAUUUCGUCACUACAGGAGGGUGCACAACUGCUGCAAGUGCCGCAACUGCAGUUUUACUGCAGUGGAUACCCAGGCCCUGCUUGAACAUUUCAACACCGUUCACUGCCAGGAGAUGGACGUGGCCACAGCCAACGGGUGCAGCCUUACCAGUAACUUGAGCAUCAAGGAAGAGUCCAAGAGCGACUUGAAGUUAUACAGCCUGAUGCAUCCAGAACAGAGACCACCUGACCCGGCUGGAGACAGCGCAGUGAAGAGAGAAACGCUAGAAGAUAAGGAAGUGCUCAGGGAGAAAGGCUGGGGGGAGUCCUCUGGCGACCAAGCACGUGGCAUUGUAUGGGUUCCCAAAGAAAGAGGCAUGGAUAUCUUAAGGGGAAGUCCAUCGUAUGGGCAGGGUGCCUUAGGCUUGCUCACUACGGUUUCUGUAAACCAGGAGCAACAGAAGCCCAUGAUCAGGGAUACCCCUAACAUUGUCUUUGGGUUGACUGGGGAGUCUAAAAGCUUUCUACAGGGGACACCAACAGGCAGUGGAGAAAAACCUGGUCAUCUGACUCCUCAGUAUUCGACGACAGGUGACAGCAAAUCUAAGGAGGAAUCACAGUCACUUCUGCGGAGACGCAGAGGCUCUGGAGUAUUCUGUGCCAACUGCCUGACCACAAAGACUUCUCUCUGGAGGAAAAAUGCUAAUGGUGGAUAUGUAUGCAAUGCGUGUGGCCUGUAUCAGAAGCUUCACUCGACACCCCGGCCUCUCAACAUCAUCAAGCAAAACAACGGUGAGCAGAUCAUCCGCAGACGUACCAGAAAGCGCCUUAAUCCUGAGUCCCUUCCCCCAGAGCAACUCGUCAAGCAGCAACGUGUUAACAGUGAGGAACAGGUCAAUGGAAGCCCUCUGGAGAGGAGACCAGAGGAACCUCUGUCAGACACCCACCAGCGAGAAAUGCAACAGAGUAACCUAAACAAGUAUGACGCCUACAGUUCUGGAGCCAAAAACCACCCAGCUCCACAGGCCUUACCAGUUAAUCAGACGCUGGAGAUCCACAAAAGAAUGACGCCUUUGCACAUACACUUAAAAAGCUCUCAGGAAAGUGGUGGAGAUCCUGGAAAUGGCUCAGCUGCGGCAGAGGGAAAAGGAAGCUCAGAAAGGGGGAGCCCCAUAGAGAAAUAUAUGAGACCCUCCAAACAAGCUAAUUAUUCUCCACCAGGUAGUCCAAUUGAAAAGUACCAAUACCCAUUGUUUGGACUUCCCUUCAUCCACAAUGACUUGCAAAGUGAAGCUGAUUGGCUGCGGUUCUGGACUAAGUACAAGAUGUCUGUUCCGGGGAAUCCACACUACUUGAGCCAUAUGCCUGGCUUACCAAAUCCUUGCCAAAGCUUUGUGCCUUAUCCUGCCUUUAACCUGCCUCCACACUUUUCAUCUGUUGGGUCAGACAAUGACAUUCCUUUAGAUCUGGCAAUUAAGCAUUCCAAGCCAGGCCUGACAACAAAUGGAGGUGCCAAGGAGAAGAGCAAUGUGCCAAAAAGUUCAAAGGACAAGGAGCCAGUGAAUGCUGAAAGAACCGAAAAGAUUGACAGGGGCACUCAGGAUGAACUGUCAACGAAGUGUGUUCACUGUGGCAUUGUCUUUCUUGAUGAAGUUAUGUACGCCUUGCAUAUGAGUUGCCAUGGUGAUAGCGGGCCUUUUCAGUGCAGCAUAUGCCAUCAUUUGUGUGCUGACAAAUAUGACUUCACAACACACAUUCAGAGAGGCCUGCACAAGAAUGUUGCACAGGUGGAAAAGAAUGGAAAACCGAAAGAAUAACUAAUACUUAGCACUUCUUAGCACAAUAUGAAAGAAUGAGGUUUGCUAACAGCAAAAGCAGAAGCUUGUACUGUCCUAGCAGUCUGCAUAGGGAACUAAUGACAUUUUAACAUUUAAAGGUGUUUGAUGUAAAGCUAAAGUUAUUUACUAUUUACCUAUUGUGAUUUUUUUUUCAUGAACAUAUUUUAGGAAAGUGUAGGUACAUGACCAUCCAUUGUUUUAUUAUGGUAUGGUAUCUCAGACAAGGCAGUCCAGCAAAGAAGGUACAGUACAUCUGCAUAUUAUUUCAGUGGAUUGACUACUUUAGAAAUCAAUUAUUCUUAUAAUGUGCUUAAACAUACAAAGUUUAAACAUUUAUUGAUUUGUCUUUAUUCUUCAUCAUGUGCAGUAAGCAAGCCAUGUGCUCUUUUAAAAAGAAAUUACAGAUGCAUUAUUUUGUUUCAAUAAUGCUGUGUCAUCUGAUAAUAAUUCUAUUCAUGUAAAAAACAAAGCCCUCAGGGAAUUCAUUCAACUGAGUGAGAACAUUUCAUAUAUCAUUUGUCUUUCUGGUGAUGGUUAAGAUUGAGCAUCUUUUUUGUAUGUAUGGAUUUUAUGUUUGUCCUUUGUUUUUCUUUACCUUACCUUGUGGAAAUGACACCUGUUACACAACUCACUUUAGGCAUUGCAAGCUGCUGCCUUUCUGGGAUACAAACCUUGUAUCACUAAAGAAAUUGGGAGAGGAGGUAGAAAAAUAUUUUUCUAAUUAUUAAUGUAAAAAUCAUAAUAUCGGUGCCUGAUAUAUUGUAUAAAAAUAUUUUCUACAGUGUAUGUUGGUAUGCAACAAUGAAUACACACAUUUGAAUAAGAGUCAGCUGUUUGGCUCUGGGUGACUGUUUACAUUUGCAAAUGUAGCAAACAAAGUAAUGAAGCAAACUUCUCCUAAUUCAGCAUUUUUUUAUAUUUUCUUUCUCUUUUUGAAAUGAUGAGAAAUGCUAGUAGAAAAUUGAUGCCUGUGUUUUGUUUUUUUUAAAGAAGGAAAUGCAUAUAUUUUUAUGCCUAAACACACACAAAAGUGAUAGCACUAUUCAUUCCAAGCAAUGUUCUCUUUUUCUUAAGCUCUUAAUACAUAUUAUGCUUGUAAUAGUAUAUAUCUAUACUCAUUUUAUUUGAAAUUGUUGUUCUUAUUUUAUGUUUUCAAAGAAAUGUUUGAGAGUGAAUUUAAAAGUACUGUUUGAGCUUUAAGACACCUACUAUAUCUUCCUGUUUUUAUCCAGUGCACACCAGUUUUGCAUCUCACUGCAAAAGGAUCUUUACAUUUAGCUUCGUAAGUGCUAAAUCUGAUUCGGUGUCAGUGUCCACAUCUUAAAGUACAUUUUAAGUCCCUUAUCAAAUAGUUUUAACACUUUCUUGCUUCCAUUGGAAAUGGUCAAUUCUAGGUGGAUGUUAUUAGUUGUAAAAGACAAAAACAUUAAAUUAUGAAUAUAACAGAUUUCGAAGUAAACAAAGUCGGGUGAGUUCUCCGCACUACGGACAGUUACAGUAUAACAUCUGAAUGGAUGAACCAUUCAAUCUAGCUUAGGAGUUAAGAAGAGAUGCUGGCUAGUAGAUUCAGCGCUAUUUAAAAUUCUACGGUAGACAGCAGACAUUUGAUGAAUUAAUCAAGCAGUCAAAAGCAUCCAGGGUCCUGUUUUGAUAAAUUAUGGUGAAGCACUGGCAUGUGAAAAUCAAUUUGUGUUUCUGAUGGUGUGAUUUUAAACCAGGCUUCUUUAUUGGCUGGCACCAUUCAAUCAGUGAAUGUUAAAGAAAACGGAAGUGCAAGUAAUCCCAUAUGAAAGUAUAUCUCCAUAACACAAGGAAUGUAUAAAGAGAAAUUCUUAAUGUAGUUUUGUAAGUAAACAUAUCUUAAAUUCACCAUUUUACCUCUGAAUCAUUUACCAUCUUAAAGAUUGUGAAAACAUACUCAUUAGCAAAAAGCAUACAAUAAUGCAUUUUAACUACAAUAGAAAUCAUAAUUGAAACACAAUUCUUAAGAUUUUUGCGAUGAACUUGGAUGCUCUUUUUCAUUAUUUUAAGCAGUUAUUUUUAACAGUUGUUGCUCAGCUGAAAUAGUUUCAGAAGUGGAAGAAAGAGAAGACAUAUAUCAGCUAGAGAGAAGAAUAACACUGCUAAUAUGCAGAGAAAAUGUAAUUUGGCACUAAUAAUACAUUAUUGUGCAUAUACUUUUGCUUGUUUGCCUAAUUGAAUUGGUUUUAAAAUGAAAACUUUUCAGUGAUUGUAUGAUUUUCCAUUUAUCAAAAUAAGGCCCUGGGUGAAUGGUUAUAUUUUUCUCUGUAAUUGUAGACACCAUAUGUGGGGUGGUGUAGUUAUGUCCAUCAUUACCAUGUAUGUAUGAAAGUAUGUUACCCUGCAUUUUAAUGAAUAACUCUGGAAUUUCAGAGUCACCUUAGUUAUAAUUUAUAAACUAGUACCAAAAGCUCAGUAAGACCUCAUAGCGCUGCUUUAUUGCAAUUGCCUCCUCUUAUGAAAAAAAAAGAGUUUUUUCCCCUUUCAUAGGAGCAUUUAAGGAAAUAAUAAAAACCCAUAGGAAGGUUUU
Lepisosteus oculatus (spotted gar) is the source of this 6687-nucleotide messenger RNA. It is a transcript of the gene trps1, whose product is annotated as trichorhinophalangeal syndrome I. The record is from RefSeq and is a predicted model, not a curated record. Gene Ontology annotation, biological process: regulation of transcription by RNA polymerase II. NCBI's taxonomy places the organism in Eukaryota, Metazoa, Chordata, Actinopteri, Semionotiformes, Lepisosteidae. Gene Ontology annotation, molecular function: RNA polymerase II transcription regulatory region sequence-specific DNA binding; zinc ion binding; DNA-binding transcription factor activity. Gene Ontology annotation, cellular component: nucleus.